Periophthalmus magnuspinnatus is the source of this 5192-nucleotide messenger RNA. RefSeq names its product ras-related protein Rab-39B. The transcript has 4 exons. Gene Ontology annotation, biological process: Rab protein signal transduction. The record is from RefSeq and is a predicted model, not a curated record. Lineage: Eukaryota; Metazoa; Chordata; Actinopteri; Gobiiformes; Gobiidae. Gene Ontology annotation, cellular component: Golgi membrane. Bases 629 to 1270 code for a protein of 213 amino acids. Gene Ontology annotation, molecular function: GTPase activity; GTP binding.
GUUACGGUAGUGGUACUGAUGUGGGAUGAGUCAGGCUAAUGAUGCUCCCGCUGCCAUUUCAUCUGCAGCAGCCGUAGCCGCGGACAGAGCGCGAUCUUCGGCAUGACUUCACGGGAUUCCCCCCCUACACCGACCGCCCGGGCUCCACAAACCCCGCGCAUCGCUCCGUUUUGCGCGUAAAGACGUGCGUUGGCGCGUUUAUUCCCGGGAUCGCACCUGCUUCGGAACGACAGCGGUGACUGCCCGGGCCUAGCGCAGCCUGUUGUUUUCGCUCCUCGUCCACUCCCUCUUUUCUCUUUUCGGCUUUGUCACGGUUUGGGGGAGGUGGGGGGACUGGUUUGUGCAGAGGUUUUUUACGGGAAAACGACAGUGCCAUGACGGAGCCCGUGUCCAUAGAGCGCUAAAGAGGAGGAACAGAGCGCAAACCACACCCAUUUGCCAUCCCACCUGGACUCACCUGGACACACCUGAACAGUAGUCGGACACACCUGAACACACCUGGACACACCUAAACACAACUGGACACACCUGAACACACCUGGACACACCUGAACACAACUGGACACACCUGAACACACCAGAGCAGUAGUCGGACACACCUGGACACACCUGGACCCAUCACCUGGACAUGGAGGCGAUCUGGCUGUAUCAGUUCCGGCUGAUUGUGAUUGGCGAUUCGACCGUGGGGAAGUCGUGUCUGAUUCGCCGGUUCACGGAGGGGCGGUUCGCUCAGGUGUCCGACCCCACAGUGGGCGUGGACUUCUUCUCCCGCCUGGUGGAGAUCGAACCCGGGAAAAGGAUCAAGCUGCAGAUCUGGGACACGGCCGGACAGGAGCGCUUCAGGUCCAUCACUCGGGCGUACUACCGUAACUCCGUGGGCGGGCUCCUGCUCUUCGACAUCACAAACCGCAGAUCCUUCCAGAACGUUCACGACUGGUUGGAAGAAGCUCGAAGCCACGUGCAGCCACACAGCAUCGUCUUCCUCCUGGUGGGACACAAGUGCGACCUGGAGGCGCAGAGACAGGUGAGUCGUCAAGAGGCGGAGAAGCUAGCCGGAGCGUACGGGAUGCGCUACGUGGAAACCUCCGCCCGAGACGCCAUAAACGUCGAGCACGCCUUCACCGAACUCACCCGGGAGAUCUUCGCUUUGGUUCGCUCCGGCGACAUCACCAUCCAGGAGGGCUGGGAGGGCGUCAAGAGCGGGUUCGUCCCCAACGUCGUGCACUCGUCCGAGGAGGUGACCAAGAGCGACCGCCGCUGCCUCUGCUAAAACCACAGCUCCAAAAAGGUCGAAGGUUUAGAAAGACGAGGCCGAUGGACUAAACGCCGGUCUGAAAAAGGAACACUUUUCUAAGAGGUUUUUAACAGAUUUGAACUAAAAUGUCUUGGAAAUUGUGCCCACCUUAAUCAUAUAUUGAAUCAAGGAAGACGGACAUUUUGGGAACUUUUAACCCCUGAUAACCCCCGAUUCUAACUGAUUUCCGAAGCAUUUGGAGCGCAGACAAAAGGAUGAGCUCUUUGUGAAGCUGAGGUUCUGUAGUUUUGGCCUCUGUCUGAUCUACUCUCAUUAUAAGUGUGAAUAGGCUCUGCGAAGAAGAGGAACACCAGAUUUCAAAUUCAGCCUCGAUUAUGUUGGUAAAUGUAAGGAUAGGUAGCGCUCGUGUCUGGAGGAAUUGCCCGAUAGACAAGAGAUUGAGUAUUUGUUGGGUUUUGAUGUUUCCCAUGUCAAAGCUGAAGCAGAUCUCACUAAAAAUGACACUUAGGGACUUGUUAUUUGGUUAAAAAGUCCAGGCAGAAUUCCAAUAAAAAUCAUCUUCAAAUUUUCUGAAUUCGUGGGCUUGGAGAACAAAGUGGUCCAGAUUCUUCCCAGAGUGGCUGAUUUGACUGAAAAUAAGCAGGUUACAGUUGAAAUAAAAGCGUAAACAAAGAAAAGGUUCAAGGGCCCACAGGUUUUAAGUUGUGUUAAAAUGUCCGUCAUUUUUUCUUAAGGAUUUGAGUUUGGUUCUGGAAAAAUCUGGAAGUUGAUGUCAUCUUAAUCAAAUAUUAAAUCGAAGCAAAAAUCACGCUACCAAGAAGGCGGCCAUUUUGGGAUUCAUUUCUAAGUUCAGUGUCAAAAAUGUCUACCAGGUUUUCUUAAAUGCACUGAGCUGAAGCAAGGAUCAGUGGGAAAGGAGGGUUUUGUUUUUUUCCCUUCAUUUCAUUUGGAUUUACUUACACCAUUUUUAUAAGUUUCAAAAAUUUCAAAAAGCUUGUCCAUCAUAACUAUAGAUUUAAAGCUAGGAUUGUUGACAAAGAAGGUGGCCAUUUUGGACUUAAUUUUUAAAAUGUCUACCAUGUUUUCUUGGAUUUAAAAAUUUUGAAUUUGGGAAUUCUACUUAAAUGCACUGAACUGAAGCAAGGAUCAGUGGCAAAGAAGUGUUUUUUUUUUCAUUUCAUUUGGAUUUAUUUAACCAUUUUUAUAUGUUUCAAGAAAAGUCCAUCAUAAUUAUAGAUUUAAAGCUAGGAAUGUUGACAAAGAAGGCGGACAUUUUGGACUUUUAAGUUUCCCAAAAUUGGAUGGGACUAAAAUUAUAAAGGCUUGGAAGUUUUGCUCACCAAUCACGUAUGAAUCAAAGAAAGGAUCGUCAACAAAGAAGGUGGACAUUUUGGAAUUUUCUUCAACUUUUUUUGAUUUCCAACGACACAAGCCCCACUCCUUGUAAACUGUCUACAAUAUGCAAUUUCAUAUCACUUAUUACAUUGUUGUUUUUGCACAUCUACAAUUGAGAUUCCUAAAAGGGCAAUUAUUUCAGUUAGCGCAGAAUUCCACUAAAUCUCGGAAUCAGAAUAAUUAAAUUUUCCUCCAAAGAAAAAGACUUGUAUCCAAUGUUAUCUCAUCUAUUUCACAAUAAGCAGGACACGUGUACAGCUAAAAUGGCCAAGGAUGAAGACUUAUUAAAAAUGGACCAAAACUCACUGUCCACCUUCUGUUAUAAACUAAUAUGGAUUUUUAAGGUGGAUACGUGGAAAGGUUGAUAGUUCGAAGCCAGAAGCACCUUAGUUCGAUCUCGAAAUGACAUAAGGGAACAAAGAGGGACUGCCCCCAAAACUACAUUACCCACGAUGCACGGCACUCAGAGGCUGGGCGGACCACGCUGGAAUUAUGCAAGAAGAGAACACACAAAUACAGGGGGAACACUGCGAGUACUUUUUGUUCUGUGCUAAAGUGCAUGUGACAGGUUUGACUACGCCUUUCACUAAAACACAGUUAACGUCAUUAUAUUUAAGAUUUUAAUUACAAUUUUGCCACAUUUUUUCUAGUUUAAUUUCGGUGAAGGAUAUAGUUUUACUUCUUGGUUGGACACGGGCAGCAGAUGCGCCAUAUGUAAACGUAAUUCCAUAACUGUUACCUAGCAAACAUGAUGUAAACAAGGGCCAAAACUUGUCUAAACUGCAAAAUAUUUAUGAUUAAAACAUAGACUGUAUAAACUAAGUGAGUGUGACGUCACCCACAGCGUUUGGCUCGAGUCAAAUGAAGCUCAUCGAGGCUAGCGGUCAUAGCGGCUAAUUUAGAGCCGAGUUCUAUAUUUGGAAUUCAGAUUGUGAGUAUCAUAGCAACCAAAGAGCCAAUCCGGAGCGAGGCUGUUGAAGGCAAUGCCCAUCCUGCCCACAUAGCUGGUUUAGCAACGCUGUCAGUCAAACCUGUUGCUAAUGCUAAUAGGAGCGACCUUGCCUGAUUUGCCUGUGAUUAAUGUUCAUGUCUUGAUUUUUCAUUUUAAGACCAAAAUGACGAGUCUGACAGCAGCAGUUACAGAGAGAGAAGCCACGUUUUUUCAAUAGAAAGUGAAUUGGAGUGAGUGGAGCCGGAAGCGCGCCGAUGCUAGCUUCCUAUUUGGAACAUGGUGGUUAGUGUGUUAGCUAUGUCCAUUUAUAUAUACAGUCUAUGGAUUAAACACAUUUAAUCUUGUUAGUUUCUAUGUUGUUGACAGAGGCAGAGUGAUUCUGUUUAAGAACUCACCACUACUUCCUGUAUUUUUGUAGUUUUAUUUUACACUUUUUUUCCCCACAAACUGCCUCUUAACUGAUGUAAAACUCUGAUAAAUAUUCACCACAGAUACUAUCCACCAAACCAAGUCACAAUUAGAAAAACAAACACCUGUCAUAUGCACUUUAAAUAUGUCUUUAAUUUAUUUGUCCAAUAAUACUGUAGAUAUAAUUUUAGUUAAAGGCGCGCUGUGUAACUUUUCUGGAGGAUCAGGUCUUCACGGAGAUGUUAUCACUUUACCUGGAAUGCUCCACAGUAUGGCAUUAAACUUAUUCAUCUUGGAUUUAUUCAAUUACACCUCUUUGUAUUACUAAAAUACACUGAUAAACAUGCAUUUUUACCGUGAGCAGGGCCGCCUUUCCACAGAUUUGACCUGUAGCGUGUGUCUCAAUGGAGAUAUACAAGCUUAAUGCUAAAUUGUGAAACAGUUCUCCAUCAGAAAAGUUACAUAGUGUGUCUUUAAGCUUAAAAGAGCAAUGCCACAAUAGUAAAGGUUAAAUUGUAGUUUAUUCAGUAAAGGGCUGUUAAAAUCUGAAUUUACAUGUGAUUAAAACUUUUGCUCCUGUCUCAGUCACUGAAAUUAUUUUAAAAAAUCCCUCUAAGAUUUAUUUUUGACAGUUCAACUUUCGAUAUUUAAAACAGUUGUAGUCCUGCCGUUCGAUUGGUCGUCUAAAAAGGGGGCGUGGCAAAAGCUCUCAAAACUAUUAUGUAUCUCUCAAAACUGCACUUACAAGACUACAACUGCAGGGGGAGUUCAUGCAAAAACUACUAUUUAUGCAGGAAAAAAGAAUUAGAAAUGCAUAGACAAAUUAAACGUCAUGAGUUUAUCUGACUUUUUACAUAUAAAUAUAAAUAAAAAAAACAAAAUCUGCUAAUUCACUUCUUUCUGCUGUUGUCUCAUAUAAAUCCUUAUAAUCUAACAGACUCCACCGACCGACUAAACGACUCAAGUACAGCCCUGCACGGUUGAGUUGUUGCUAGUCCCGGUCUAGACUAGUCCAGGUUUAGUCCAUGUUACUGUUGUGGCAUUUCACUGUAUGUUUGUGCCUUUUGAUUCAUUUCGACUUGUAACUGUAUUUUGGUUUGAAUGUAAAGAAAUGUGUAAAACUUUGAGAGUCCCAACUGGUGUUUUUCAGUUGAAGUUAUAAUUAAAUUAAACUCAAACAUU